ACUUCAUUUUGUAUGAAAACAAGGGGCCGCGGCGGUCGCGCUUUCCGUCAGACAGACUGUUAUCACCUGUGGUAGAGCGUACGCUUAUGGUGCGCUGCUGGUAGUUCGGCCUGGUUCGGCGCCAACUGCGGUGGGUGGCCCGCAGCCACUUGUCUGUGGCCCGAUAUCACUACACCGCGCGAGCUUGAUGGACGAGUCAGCCUCUCCCGAAGGUGGCUUGCCGGCAAAGUAUCAGAAACUCGCCUAUGAGUACUCCAAGCUACGUGCGCAAGCUCAGGUCCUCAAGAAGGCUGUGGCAGAUGAGCAGGUCAAGAAUGCCGAGCUCAAGGACUGCUUGAAGGACAAAGAUCAGGGGAUGCGCAAGCUGCUACAGGAAGUUGAAAGUCUGAAUUUCUGCAACCAACAGCUAACAAAGCGAGUCGGCUUCCUCCAAGAAGAACUUGAAGAUCGGUCAAAGAAGAAUAAGCAGAAGAAACACCAUGCAGCAGCCACGGCCUCUCCAAUGCACCAGGGCAUCAUUGACGCAGAGUUGCAGAGUCGCAUUGAAGAGAACGAGAAGCUACACUUACAGGUGUCAGCCGCAGAGCUUGAGCACAAGCAGACAGUUCAGAAGCUGGAAACAGAGUUGGAAGAGGUACGACAGGUGCUUGCCUCACACAAGGACCAACUCAGUGAUGCUGUCGGCAAACGUGAGGAGCAGAUCAGCAGGCUCACUCAGGAGCGAGCAAAGCUUGAGCUGAAGCUGAAGUCAUGUGAAAAGGAGCUGAAAGAAGUAUCGAUGAAGAAUGAACUGAGUGAAUCCAAGUUGGCUGAGGUCACAGAGAUCCUGGGAAGCCGGUUAGAGGAGGCCAAGACUAUUGUAGAACAAUAUGUUCAUUUCAGAGAUGUAGGUGACGGGCGUGCUCCAGGACUGGAUGUACCCGUGACGCGGCAGGCGCACGAGAAUGGGGUGCGUGCCCUGCUCUGGCAGUUGGCUGAGCUGGUGCCCGAGGUGAGCCAGGCCCUGUCCACGUUGCACACAUACGCCGAGCAGCGAGUGCGCCUCCUCCUUGCCGGCGCCAUCUGUGGGCUGCAGCCGCAACAGGCACAGGGCCCGCUACAGCUGUUUGCCCAGCACCUGCAUGUCAACGUGGCAUACCUGCAGCCCAUUGAAGAGGCUUACCAGGCCUAUUUUGACACUAUUUGCCAACAAGAACUCUACAUUUUGGAUGGUGGUCCUGUGAUUUUGCCCUUGUCGGCAGCACUCUCCAGAUACGUCUCGUACCUGAACAAGCUUCUGCCAUACGUUGUACUCAGUUUAAAAGCAGGCGCUAGCUCACCAACUUCUGACACGAAGUGUCAUGAACUGCGGGCAAAGCUUGGGCAUGUCGUUAACCGUGUUGUCGUCAAAUUUGACAAGAUGAGCCGGUAUCUGCUGUUGCUGUCAGCGAAGGGUUGUGAGCCUGGUUCUAAAAUGUGCCAUUGCACUGGGUACAUGACGGUUGUCGGAAAGCUAGUCAGCAUCACCAAAUGCCUCUGGGAGGAUUUUGAAGAUGUCAAGAGGCAGCUGAGUUCCCUCAUGCUUCUUGAGCACGAGAUGCCGACUGUUUCCUCAGAGGCCAGGACAACAGACGACUGCUUGGUCAGCAGCCUAGCAUCUGUUGCUAACAGCUGCAAGAAGCUGUCACGAGCACUUGAGAGCCAUGGCAAGGUGUUGCUCUCCAGGGAGGCCUACCAGUGCAGGGGCCUCAUCCGCAACAGGCCACUGUGCACCUCGCACCUGGGUCCGCAUGUGGCGCUCCUCAGGCAAAGGGGCACUGCGUACCUCAGGACGUGCCAGCUGUAUGCAAGAAGCCCUGACUGUGUACCAUAUAGCAUUGCAAUUGAAAAUUCAGGAGCCCUCCGGAGCCAUGUGGAAAACAAGGAGUCCUUUGCCCAGCAGCUUGAAAGUCUGAAGAACAAAGUUAGGAAACUUGAGGAGGAGAAGGAACACUGGAUGCUGGAAUGGCAGCUGUUGCAAGCGAAGUACGAGAGGCAGGCUAAAGACAUGCUACCAGUGUCUGGGCAGCUGCUAAACAAAGGCGAAGGUGAUGGUCAUGACGGCGAAGUGAUAGUAGAACACUUCAAGGCACGCAUAAAGGAGAUGAUUUGGCAGAACCAGCUGGCUGACAGCAAGGCUGUCUACUACUAUUCGGAGUGCAAGGCACUUCAGAAGAGGCUCCACCUGGCAGAGCAGCACAAGGUGGAGCUUGAAAACCAGCUUCAGGACACGCAGCUCACGCUACAGCAGCUCAGGGAUGAGAUGCGUUCAACGGUGCGCAGUUACGAGGACCAGCUGAGCACAAUGAGUGAGCAUCUGGCCAGCAUGAACGAGAAACUGACUCAGCAGAAGGACGAGAUCGACGCCUUGCGCCACAGCUCCUCCUCGACCAAGUUUGGGAAGAAGCUCAAGCCAAAGUGAAGAGCCUGUACAUUCCCUGGAUGCAAGGAAAGCACACCUCGCAUGCUCCAAAAAGGACAUCAUUGAAUUCCUCAAAGCAUAGUUGGAGUGACACUCCAUGUGGUGCCAUGAAAAGAAACUUGCCAGGGCAUUUCCAACAAAACAAAUGAUGGCACACCUGAGAAGGGAAUUUGUCGUAGAGUCCUUUUUGCUCCAAAUGGUUGCCUGGCAAAUUGCAUGUACCGUACGCUUCCAGCCUGCACAUCAUAGUAGCCUGCAUAGCAGCCUGCAUAGCCCCCAAUUCACAUGCGCUAUCUGCACCACUAUAUGGCCAUUCCAGCAUCACUGUUCUAGCAGCACAAGAAAGCUUGGUGCAAUAAAUGCUCCCGGUGUCUUCUUUGA
Dermacentor albipictus is the source of this 2821-nucleotide messenger RNA. Its product is annotated as protein phosphatase 1 regulatory subunit 21-like. The record is from RefSeq and is a predicted model, not a curated record. Gene Ontology annotation, cellular component: early endosome; membrane. NCBI's taxonomy places the organism in Eukaryota, Metazoa, Arthropoda, Arachnida, Ixodida, Ixodidae.